UCAGCGGGAACUUCAUUUGGGCGGAUCCUCUCACGUAUUACAUUAUACCCAGCGCCAGGAGAGCAUAUUACUGUCAAUAUCCGCACCUAUGAUGACUUACUGUCUACGACUAGUUCUAGAAUGAAAGUUCAGAUUAUCAGUGAGGAUGAUGUUUAUAUGCUACGGUAUGGAGCAAGAGAUAGAGGUCUGUAUGAGCACCUGGGAGAGAUGUACUUUAUAUCAAGCUCGCCACUCACCGGCAUAGCACUUGGCGGGGAACCAGGAGCACGAGGAUACUUCCGUUUCAGGUUGUUGGAUGAUACUGCCAAAGAAAAGAAGUCUAAAGAUGGAUUCUACUUGGAUGUGCCAUUUGAGUUGCGGCCCUGUUUUGGAGGCUUUUAUGGACCUGAUGUAGCGGUGACCAUAGAAUACCAGCCACUGACUCCACUGACUAAAGUGUGCUACUGUAUGAACUCUACGGCCAUACAGAAGUGCAGCAAGGGUCGCUUUGUUAACAUGAAACCAGGCUAUUGGGCCGGUAACGUCACAACCAAUAGCCGUCUCGACUCAGAAAAGAAUCCUCUUGAUUGGAAAUCUACUGGUGAAAAUGUGGUGUUUGAAACGGAGAGUAACACUUCAAACAUCACGUUCAAAGAGACGCAGGUUUAUGGAUCAUUCGUCAAUUAUCCGUUCGGCAUUGCACAGUGCACGAAUGGCCUUUGCAAGAGUAGUGCGUGGCUCUACAAUGGAUCGGGAACGCCAGCAUGUGUUGGCAAUGCCGCGGGUAUCUUGUGUGGAGAGUGCAGAGCCGGUACAAGACUGAAGCUAGCAUUAGCGCAAUGCGUUGAUUGCUCAAUGACGUCAUCUAUUCCACUAUGGGUAUACGUCAUAACCAUGGUGGUAAUGACAGUCCUGACAUCCAUCCUGCUCUUCUACUUCAAUGUUGGCCUUUCACCAGUUCUGGAUAGCUGGCUGUUCUUUGUGCAGACGUCUUGGUACAUCUUCCCGAACGAAGUUACAUUCGUCUACAGCAGCAUCUACACCGUGUUGACUUUUGGACUCGGACACGUGUGUCUCAAAGAGGACCUAAAUCGACUUCAAGUCAGCACUCUACUCCUUAUCCAACCAAUCACAUUUCUUCUCAUCUUCCUGGCUAUACGCAUUGCACGAUCUUACAACUACCUUGGAACUCGAUUGGCAAGACUUCAGAGCCACAUGAAACUAGUGCGGGUCAUGUGGUUUGUUCUGGUCUACAGCUACUUUAUGCUCACCUUCACAGCUCUCAGUGUGUUCUGGUGUGUGCAAAUGAACGACAGGCAGGUGCUUGCCAUGGAUGGAUCCGUAGACUGCUAUGUGUCACCACAUCUAGGCUAUGUCCUGGCAGCAGCUGCAAUCCUGGCCAUAUUUAUCGUCCCACCGCCGUUGCUAUUACUCAUUCGACGAACACAUGGUCAUAUCAUGUUGAAGGGUUUCGUGGACGAGGCGUGCUGCAUGUACACUGAUGAGUGCCGCUGGUGGUCAGCUGUGAACCUGUUGAGGCGUAUUGCCAUUGGCCUGCUUGGAUCACUACCGUUUUCGAGCGCGGUGUCCAGACUCUUGGUGACAUCUGGAUUCCUUCUGUUGCUUCAAAUGCUGCAUAGCAAAGUUCAACCUCUUCGGAAGGGUGAUUUUGCGGGGGUUGGCUACAACACAUGGGAGUCGUUCAUGCUCUGUAUUUCCAUCUGUAUCUCGGUACUCUACAGUGUCAUGUACGAGUCGCAGAUGACCGAAAACUAUGUGCUAUGGGUCAGUGGGGCACUCUUCCUUACGCCCACUGCGUUGGUGCUAACAGCACUCCUCUAUCGACAAUGUCUAGCCAAGGAGGGAGGCUACGGAAGAUUCAGGACCCUCUCCGUUCGCCGCAUCUGGCAGCAUUGGCAGAGAGGACGUGGACGGGAGAGAAACGAAUCACAUCUGGACGAAACAGCCUUGGCCAACUUGAUAGGUGACAUCAGAGACCCACUCUUAGUUGAUAACAUCCGUGUUCAACAAGAGGGUCGUCUCUAAAUUAUGUUUUGUGACCAUGCACCUGACAGAUCUUGAACAACACGAAAAACUGUAUGCGUUGUAAAUAGGCCUGUAAUUUUAUUCCUUUUUAGUUAGUAUUAUCAACUUUUGGUCUAUUUGCGCUCACAUUCAUAAAUCUACGCAGCAGCACACUAUUCGUUUUAGCGCAUCUUUGUUUAGGUCUUGUUACUCUUAAAAGCGUCAGCUUUAGUCGCAAAGCAAGAAAAGCCUAUACAUGCAUUAUUGGUACUAAGACACUAAUAACUAUGAAGAGAGGAAUGAAGGAGUGUCUGGUUUUCUGUACUAACAUUGGAUGACAACAUGUUGCCAUGUGGCUCUCCUUCAUUUGUAUGCGUAUUGCAACACACAUUCCGUACUGCAGCUUUCCAAGCUUCAUGCAAUUGAUGACUAGUCAUUUUCCCUGAUAUUUGCAGUGGAUCAAUUCUUUUCACAAUAUGAAUACAUUCAUUGAUACUGCCAUGCAUCUCGUACUUGUGCGGCUCUCCAUUAUUACCACCCAAUUUAGUUAAGAAAAAAUAUUCUACACUGACGGUGGCAACAGAAUGAUACACAUUUGUAUG
Molecule: messenger RNA, 2606 nt
Organism: Sycon ciliatum
Lineage: Eukaryota; Metazoa; Porifera; Calcarea; Leucosolenida; Sycettidae
Exons: 6
Coding region: 121-2025 (634 amino acids)
Source: RefSeq, a predicted model, not a curated record